CAGCCUCCGUACAGAUAUGAUGUGUCUCAUGAGUCGUUGACCGCACAUACGGUCACGCGGUAAAAAACUUUAUUAAAAAAACACAUCAGUAUAUAAAACAGAUGCAGCGCAUUGCUGCUUUAAAAAUUGCGACAUUAUACAAAGUGUUAUGAGUUUUAUGAAUGCAAUUAGUGUUAAAGAACAUCAGAUCCAGCGCUCGGAUUAAUAAGUGACAUAAAACGAGUCAUAUGUAAAGGUGAAGAUGGGAAGCUGGCUUAGCUAUCUUUGGUGGGGUGGAGACCCAGAUAUAGUAAACACACAGUCUGGUCUGACGAGACGUGAGGUAUACGCAGUUCAGCAGUCAUGGGCGCCAGUAUAUGCUAACUCUGUUGCAAAUGGAACCGAAUUGUUAAGGAGAUUGUUCCAAGCAUAUCCAGAAACUAAAGAAUUUUUCAAAAUGAUAAAGAAGUCUUCAGAUGAGGAUUAUUCUCAAAACCCUCAGUUCAAAGCGCACGUGAUCAAUUUGAUGAGCUCAAUUAACUUGGCCGUUCUCAACCUCAAUCAGCCGGAAGUAGUCGCCGCCAUGAUGAACAAACUGGGAGAGUCGCACGGAAGACGAAAAAUACAAAAAGAACAUUUCUAUAGCUUAAAGGACGUCAUAGUGAAAAUGUUCAUCGAAGUUUUAAAACUGGAAGGAGCAACGCUCGCUGCCUGGGGCAAGACAGUGGACUUUUGGUACAAGCACAUCUUCGAAUCGUUAAGUCAAGGAGACAGGAGAUAACGCCUGAAGCCUGACACACAAAAAACAUAAUAAAUAAAUUCCAUAGCUUUGCAUCUUAGUUAACUCAACUAAUAUUUGCAUAUCUAGUUUAAAUAUGUUUAUUAAGAAAUUAUACCGGAAAUGUCGAUUCUGAAUCACCACUGAUUUCUAAAAGGCCUUUAAUGAAUAAUAUUUAAUGUUAAAUUUAAAAUAGUGAUAAAAUUUUAUAAAAUUUGAUAAAUAAGUAGCUAUAGUUUAUACAUAGCUAUAAAACCGCUUAUUUAAUCUAUGAAAUAAGUAGUUGUUUUGAUUAAAUAUAUUAGUAAAAUAUAUUGUAAUAAUAUUUAUAUUUAAACAUAUCAAUACGACGUGUAAUAUUCUAUCUCUUUGAAUUUGUGGAUUUAUAAUUUUUACAGUUUUAUAAUAGAAUGAAUACGUUUUCGUAGCAGCAAGAAAUAUAAAGCUUUUGUGAUUUCCCCGUGGAACACUUCUGGAACUUGACUUCACGUAUUCCUUGAUAAAAUUGAUUAAUUGCGCGAGUUAUAUGUAUGUAUGAGAGUUCACAGAACUGUACUAAUGCGCUUAUCACAGAAAAUGUAAAGGUUAUAUGACUUUGAUUAAAUUAUCUUUAAAAUCAAAUAAUGUGUAAUUUUAUCCCAUUUUAAACGGCACCCAUUUAUAACUCGAUGCUUCAUCGAUUAUUUCCAUACAAAUUCAUUUCGUUUCGGAUAGAUCACGGAGCAAACUUUUAAGCCAAGCUCAUCACCAAAAUACAUCUAAUUCUUAAAGUAUAGUAUCAAUCUUCAAUAUAAGUUUAAUAUUUAAUAAUUAUAUAGAAGUUUAAUUUUUAUUAAUAAUUUUAGACAUUUUUUUUCUUUCUUUAUAUGUAAUUUAAAUUAUUUGUUACGUACUAUAAUAAUAGUGCAGCCCUGUUUUCUUAACCGUGCGUUAGGAGUCAGUUCAUUCCCAAUAAAAAAUAUUAAUCCAAGGCGUGAUAUGUAGGUCGAGUGCGUGUAUAUUUGUGUUGUUAUGUGUGUUGCUGUUUUCUUUUUGGUGAACAUUUAGAGUAGGUUUCCAUUUUAAAGUACGAUACUUAAUAUAUUUUCUUUUCUUCAGUUAAACUUUAAAAGUCAAAACAUUGUUAAUGUUUUAAUAAAGCGAUUGAAAUUCCGAAAAAAAACUUAGUUUGUAAUUUUCUUCUUUUUCAAGAUUUUAUUUAUCUUUAUGUAAAUCUUUAGUACGAGAACAGUGUACGUACUGUUGCUGUGAAAAACUACUUUUCACUUUAUGAAGAGGAAAGUUAUCGCUUAACAUGAUAAUAUGUUGGAUGUUGCGUAUGGCAAAUACAUGACUGUCUUGAGUAGAGAUCAUUAGGCCCGCUCAGCUUCUAGCAAAAACUCACCCGGAGGUUUAGCAACAGCACCCUGUCACGAAUACGAUCCGUCUAAGUUUUAAAACCACAAAAGCACAUUGCCACGAAUACCAAUAUUCUCAAGUCGAGUUAAUAAUGUUUUGAUCAAAUAAGAUCCCAAAAUAUUCCCAGACAUGUGUCUUUAUUUUCAAUUUUUUUAAAUUAUCCUCUCCUGUAAAGGUUAACUUAUAGGUAAUUAUGAUUUUUCAAAUAUCCAAUUAAUCUUAUAUUAACAAUUUUUCUAAUUUUAGAAAGCGUACUUAACACAGAAAUAGGUAGGUCUAUAAUUAGUCGAUUCCGCUUGAUCCCCACCUUCGUAAAUAGGACGAUACGACAGCAUUCUUAAAUAUCGUUGGAGAGACACCAGACUCAAAAUUUAAAUUGACAAUAUGACAAUGUUCAAUAUUAAAAAUUGAUUAUAUAUGACAGUCAGCUACUGAAUACCUACCUAUUUAUUUAUUUUUUGAAAUACAAGACGUAAUCUUAUCUACGUCUGAUGAUUUUUCUUUGUUUGCA
Messenger RNA from Vanessa atalanta (red admiral), 2666 nucleotides. RefSeq names its product globin-like. The coding region runs from base 242 to 760 and encodes 172 amino acids. The record is from RefSeq and is a predicted model, not a curated record. NCBI's taxonomy places the organism in Eukaryota, Metazoa, Arthropoda, Insecta, Lepidoptera, Nymphalidae. Gene Ontology annotation, molecular function: heme binding; iron ion binding; oxygen binding. Gene Ontology annotation, biological process: oxygen transport. The transcript is spliced from 4 exons. Gene Ontology annotation, cellular component: hemoglobin complex; extracellular region.